GGCGGGGGCGGUGGUCCCCCCUGUGGCCAUGUCGGUGUCCACAGGGUGUCGUGGCCCCGCGAACCUGCGCUCUCAGUCCCGGCCCGGCCCGAUCCCGGUGCCCUCCCGGGGGUCCGGCAGAGGGCAGUGACCGGCGAUCUGUGCGUCCGGGGGCCCCGGAGAAACCGGAGGUCCGAGGGGAUGGCUGCGGACAUGCAGAGGAAGAGAAGCAUCGAGUGCCCCCAGGGCACCUUGGCUCCAGCCGAUGGGCAGAGUGUGGAGAGAGCAGAGAGCCCCACCCCGGGGCUGGCCCAGGGAAUGGAGCCAGGUGCCGGGCAGGAGGGUGCCAUGUUCGUCCACGCCCGUUCCUACGAGGACCUGACUGAGCCGGAGAAUGGGGCGGCUCCUGGGGAGAACUCCGAGGAGGGUGCCGGGGGCCCACCCCCACUGCCCGCGGACAUGCGCCAGAUCAGCCAGGACUUCAGUGAGCUGAGCACCCAGCUGACAGGCGUGGCCCGGGACCUGCAGGAGGAGAUGCUGCCGGGAAGCUCGGAGGACUGGGCGGAACCCCCGGGGGCCUCCGGGAGGCCGGCCACAGAGCCCCCCAGGGAGGGUGCCGGAGACAGCGAGGAGGAGGAGGCCGCGGAGGCCUGGCGGCUGCACCAGAAGCACGUGUUCGUGCUGAGCGAGGCGGGGAAGCCCGUGUACUCCCGCUACGGGUCCGAGGAAGCCCUGUCCAGCACCAUGGGGGUCAUGGUGGCCCUCGUGUCCUUCCUGGAGGCCGACAAGAACGCCAUUCGCUCCAUCCACGCGGAUGGCUACAAGGUCGUGUUCGUGCGCCGGAGCCCCCUGGUGCUGGUGGCGGUGGCGCGCACGCGGCAGUCGGCGCAGGAGCUGACGCAGGAGCUGCUCUACAUCUACUACUCCGGACUCUUCACCAGCCCUGAAAUGGAGGCCCCGUACACCAGUGAGGAGGAGCAGGAGCGGCUGCUGGGCCUCUACCAGUACCUGCACAGCCGAGCCCACAAUGCAUCCCGCCCCCUCAAGACCAUCUACUACACAGGCCCCAACGAGAACCUCCUGGCCUGGGUGACAGGUGCCUUUGAGCUCUACAUGUGCUACAGCCCCCUGGGCACCAAGGCGUCCGCCGUGGACGCCAUCCAUAAGCUGAUGCGCUGGAUCCGCAAGGAAGAAGACCGCCUCUUUAUCCUGACGCCCCUCACCUACUGAUGGGGACCCGGAGCCUGCUGGGCCCUGGGAGCACGGGAGCCAUGGGGACUCCAGGCGGGGCUGGCCCUCUCUUGCCCAGGCAGCAGGCGGGGACUGUGGGUGUGGGCAUUAAAGUGCUUUGGGGA
Messenger RNA from Myotis davidii, 1334 nucleotides. RefSeq names its product MON1 homolog A, secretory trafficking associated (gene MON1A). NCBI's taxonomy places the organism in Eukaryota, Metazoa, Chordata, Mammalia, Chiroptera, Vespertilionidae. Gene Ontology annotation, biological process: vesicle-mediated transport; protein targeting to vacuole. The transcript has 7 exons. The record is from RefSeq and is a predicted model, not a curated record. The coding region runs from base 181 to 1209 and encodes 342 amino acids.